Molecule: messenger RNA, 2653 nt
Organism: Diorhabda carinulata
Lineage: Eukaryota; Metazoa; Arthropoda; Insecta; Coleoptera; Chrysomelidae
Exons: 7
Coding region: 196-1965 (589 amino acids)
Molecular function (GO): protein binding; DNA binding
Source: RefSeq, a predicted model, not a curated record
AACAUUGUUGUAUUGGCCGCUGCGAUAUUGUUCUUGUAAGUUGCGUGUGCUGAUGCGGUCCGGUUAUCUUUUUGUUUUUCGAUAAAAUUGUGUGACGGACAUUGUUAAAAACUAGUUCAUAUAUUAAUUUGAAUAUCUGUGCAUGUGUGUGGUAACUACUUAUCAAGUCUCAACGUAAAUAACUGCAAUAAAAGGAUGUCAUCAAUUAAGAGUAGAGAUAGGAUUUUGGAAGCGAUUGACCAGUUGCGUCGACGAAAAGCACGUCCAGAUAUUCAAAGAAUUUGUAAUUAUUUAUUUCGCCGGUUUUCCGUUAAUUCCGUAGAAGCAAGAAAUGAUCUAGAUUGGUGUGUUGCUAAUAAUUAUGUACUUAAAGUUGAAUACAAAGGAAGCAUAAGUUACCGUAAUGCGGCGAAAAAAAAUGCGCAACAACGACAUAGAAGUGUGGAUCAGAAAAAACCAUCUGUUCAAAGUAAUAUUCAUGAUAUCGCUUACAAAACAAAUCGCCAGUUUAAUGAAUUAUUAACAAAUGCUUUUGGAGAAUUGAUAGUGGAAGAACCUGACUAUUUGGAAAUGGGUAUACCAGGUACUGAAAUAAUAAACAAUAUAUUAGCUAAGGAUAGCGUUAGAUAUACCAAAAAGUAUAUUAGUAUAUUAUUAGAAAAAGAAGUUGAGAGAGGUGGUUUGAUAAAGACAGAAAAUGGUGAUUAUCUCAUGGGGCCCUCUAAGGACGAAGAAAGUGUGAAAGAUAAGGCGAAAUAUUGGAAACGGGAUAGCAUAAAUGUGAUCCGAGCGAACGAAGUGACUAGGGAACAUUCUCAAUCAAAUAAUCGUGAUGACAACCACUUAUUUAUUCAAACAAAAAAUAAAAAAUUUACUGAGAAGGAAUCUAAGAAGCAUUGUAAGAAUGAUCAUUAUGAAAAUAUGGAUUCUUCGACGAAUUCCGCAGAUGAGAAGAAAUCUGAUGGCAUAUUAAGAACCGGGGGUAGACGCAAGAGAGCAAAGAAAGUAUUUGAUCCCUCGGAUAAUCAUGUCCCUAAAAAAAGAGGCCGUCCUGUUGGAUCAUUAAACCGAUCAACUAUAGAAAAGCAACUGGCCAGACGAAUUAAUGAAGAUGGUCGAGAAAAUCGCCCAGAAUCAAGAACAUCCAGUAAUGGGAGAGAUCAACAUGGUGUUUGUUCCGUUUGUCAUAUACAAAAUAGAAGGGGGCCAAAUGAUAGAAUGAUUGCAUGUAGGGAAUGUAGCAAUAAAGCUCACUACAGUUGUUUAAAUGGCGAUGAUAUGAUGUUGAAGAUGUAUCCAGAUAAUACCUGGCAGUGUCCACAUUGCAAAACAUGUGUGGUCUGUUUUGAAACAUCAGAUGCUGGCAAUUUAACAGUAUGCUCAGUUUGUGCUGAUGGUUACCACGCAAGCUGUCAUCAACCAAGAAUUAUUGAGAAAAUUAGAAAUGGUCAGAAAUGGUUAUGUAUUAACUGUCAGAUGCCAGAUGAAUUAAAAAUCAAUCAAAUCCAAGCUAAUGUCAAUUCUUUUAGUCGAAAAAGCAAUUCAGAUAACAAUGAUAUCUCGUCUUCUAAUUCUGAUGACUCAUCACCAUCCUACAACUCUUCUCUAUCUCCAACUCCACCUCGACUAAGUCCUCAAACUGGAGGAAGAGAUUCACCAGAUGCUGAUGCACAAUCAGAUUCUCAGAGUAAUAAGGAGGAUGACGAAGAUGAAAACAUUGAUACUUCAAUUCCAGAUGCAACACAUUGGUCUGCAGAUGAAGUGUAUGAAUAUUUUGCUCAGUAUUUUCCAGAAGAAGCAAAAAUAUUUAAAGAACAGGAAAUCGAUGGCAGAUCUCUUUUAUUAUUGAAAAGGAUAGACGUAUUGACAAAUCUCAAUUUAAAAUUGGGUCCGGCAUUGAAAAUUUAUAAGCAUGUUGUAAAAUUACAAGUAAGAAGGGACGAUCCUAAAUUAUAUUGGUUCUAAAUUUUUUAAGUAGAUUUAAGACUAUAUUUUGGGAGCAGCAAUAAGUCUAAAACCACAUAUUUCUAAGAUAGUAACAUUUUUGUUAUAUAUUUCUUUAAUUACUCAUAAAAUUGUAGAAUGUCAUCUUUCUAAACACGGACGGUAGGAGCGGGUUGUCUAAACUUCAUGACUUUCUACGUAUAUAUCUUUCCAUAUGAUUUUGAUUAGAUUUAUGAAAACAAAACAUAUUGUUCUAUUUGUCUAAUUUUCUUUGCUUAUUAUUGACCAAACUUGUAUGAAAAAUUUGACUGUACUACUAUAUUAUUUAUUUGCAAUAUAUGUAUAUAACUUGAGAAUGGAAUUAUUGACAUUUGGUAAAUAGAUAAAUUAUGUGAGGCUGCGAACAAUUUUAUUAUAAUCAUUAGUAGUUUAAUUAUUCUCAUAAUUAUUCACAUUACAGAUCAGAUUUUACAAAUAAAAAGAAUUAGAAUUAUCCUUGAUAAUUGACAUUUAUGUUGAGAAAACCAGUUUUCAAUUUUUAAAUAAUGUGAAAACACCAUAUACUUAAUAAGUACCUGAUUGUAAUGAAAAGUCAGUCCUCACAUAACGUUAUACAUUUGUUGAUAUAUCAAAUGACCUACGUAAUUAAAUAAGUAGAGAAGUAAUUUGUAAUUGAAUUUUUAUUUUAAUAAAAUUGUUAUCUAAUAAA